UGGUCGCUUUUAGAGGAAGAAGGCGUGACUACAGGCAGGCAUACAACAAUACUGAACUGCACCCAUGUCACAGAGCUAACCCAGUCUGAAUGCAUCGGACGUGAUAUUAAAGGAAACAACAAGUGCACGCUACAACAAGUUUGUUGGAGCUAAGUUAUCCGAUGUUAGGCAGCAGAGGAAUAUGCAUUUUUUCUUUCUAUGCUGAAGAUCAUCGCCUGUUCUACAACAACAACAACAAACUCGUAGACUAGAACUAGGAAACGGCCGAUACAGCUGUGUUAAGCAUGACCGUCUGCUAGUUUUCCUGGACGAUUUAUUCUGGAUUAAUCUGUGAAAUCACCAAACGAGACAACCUGCAUCGUUUUAGUCGCCUUAAAGCAGCGCGUGGACGAGUCGGAAACUCGAGCGCCAUUGAAGACAAGUAAGCUCGAGUUCCGACAAUCUGAGGCUGUUAGACACAAGUGCCUCUUGCACUUCUGGUCCCCCCACCCCAGGCAGGUGUGACUCGUCCGUACGACGUCACAAAUGCGACCAUGGGAAGUAGCAGUGAGUAGGCGGCCAUCAACAGCCCCCUUAAACCAGAGGAGGGUCGUCGGGGAGCCUUGCAUCACACCUCUGCACCUCAGGAGAAGUCCUCCAGUACGACGUCAGUGGGGACAGCGAGAUAGACCUGCUGUGCACACUUCCCUACAUCAGGAUGAGAACUUUCACCACCCUGUCUUCUCCCAGCAUCAGCAGAUUCCUUUAGAUGAGUCCAGGCAAUAUAGCCACACCAGUGCACCUCCACGCAUGCUGCAUACUGCCACACAACCCCCCCAACAGAGCUCCAUCAUGGUGGAUCUUCACGAACAGAUGCAUCAAGGAUCCGUUCCGAUAUCUUACACAGUUACCACGGUGACGACCCAUGGUUUUCCCAUCCACACCGGGCAACCUAUCCCAGCCUGCAAUGCUCAGCAGCUCCCAGCAUGCUCGGUAAUGUUCAGUGGACAGCUCUCUCUGCUCUGCUGCCUUCCUCCUCCACUCAUUCAGGCCUGCACCAUGCAGCACCUGCCUGUGUCCUAUCAGGCAUUUCCACCAUUGAUCUCCAGUGAGCAUUUUAUCCUGCACCCCAGUCCACCAGUGCCACCCCACCAGCCUCCUCAUCUGCCUCCACUCAACCAGUUUGUCCCCAUACAGCCCCAGCACCCGCGCAUGCCUCUGCAGAGGGUGGAGAACGAAGUGGAUCUGCGAGGAGACCAGCAUCCUUUAGGAACAUUCUCUUAUCCUCCAGCCCACCAUCCACCAGCAAUGACCCCCUCUGUCCCCCUCCAGUACCUCCCCCAGGAGCCCCUCCAUCAAGAGCUACCCUACGGAGUGCCAUAUCCGCACAUGCUGCCGAGGCGUAUAACUGGACAGAGGUAUCGAUUACAGCAGCCUCUGCCUCCCCCACCCCCUCCACCGCCCUACUACCCUGGCUUCUUACCAUACUUCCUCUCGAUGCUUCCUGUGCCUCCAACUGCUGUUGGUCCUGCUAUCAGUCUGGACUUGGAUGUAGAUGAUGUGGAGAUGGAAAACUAUGAGGCGUUAUUAAACCUUGCUGAGAGACUCGGAGAAGCGAAACCUCGAGGACUAACGAAAGCUGAUAUAGAGCAACUUCCGUCCUACAGGUUCAAUUUAGAAAACCACCAAUCUGAACAGACUCUGUGUGUUGUAUGCUUUUGUGAUUUUGAGUCGAGGCAGCUACUUCGAGUCUUACCCUGCAACCACGAAUUUCAUGCAAAAUGUGUGGACAAGUGGUUAAAGACCAAUCGCACCUGUCCAAUCUGUCGAGCCGACGCAUCUGAAGUUCACCGCGAAGUGGAAUGAGUUCAGGUUUUUGUCCUUCACUGGAAAACAGCACAAAUCCUUGAGCGUGUUCUGUGAGUGGGGACACCUGAUCUCCAGCCAAACGCAAAUCUACCCCCCAACCCCGCUCCCAACCCCACCUCUACAAUAAGCAAUCUUGAAAUUUGUACGAAACCUGUUUGACCUCUGCUGUUCGUCAUUGUGCGAGUUUCAUGAAAGCUACUGCCGCGUAUAGCCACUUCGGAGUUCUGGAAUUGUGACCUUUUUUUGGGGGUGGAGUUCUUUUCAUCUUUCUUUUUGCAUUUCCCUGCCCUUGUUUCGCAGAUUCCAAAGAUAACCUGUAAUACGUGUUGUGUUGGCAUAUUCGUUUACACAAUUGAAUAUUCUCUAGUUGUUUGAUCACAGAUUAUUAAAAUCGUGCUUAAGCGUCAUAAGGAACUGGGGGAGUGGGCCUGGAUGAUGGUGUUUUUUUUGCUUUACUGUGCAAUCAGACGAGUCUGUAGGAUGCGGCCGCUCCAGCGGGGAACGACCAUCAUAGAUGCAUGUCUGUAUAAGUGACGGGCUGAGGGACUUGUUAAUAAUCUAUGUUUUGCAAUAAUGUAUUGAUCAUUUGAAUAUCUUAAUCCCGAUUCUCUUUUAUCUGCGAAUGCUGUUGUGAAGAAGUGACUUUGAGUGGUUCAGAGUUUGAAGGCCUGAGGUUAAAGAGGGAACCGUAGACAAAAAGGACUGCGAAAGGACAGCCGUGAAUCCAUUGGGAAAACCGCUGGGCUUUCACCACAGUCGUAGAGACAUUAAAGAAACUGUGGUGUUUUUUCGCUUUUGCUGUUGAGGCCAGUCGAACUGGCCCAUGAGAACACAGGGACGAGGACAGCACACUGCCUCUGUCAGCUCCCACAUGGCUGCACUGCACAACCCCCAUCGAUUCUGGACUCCGCUCCCUCACACUCAGCUAGAUCCAGGAGAACAUCUCACGGGCCUCGCACGCACUGUUCUUUUAGACUAGCAAUAUUUGAAUUUAAGACAUCCACCGCAUUUCAGCCACAAGAGGAACGUCGGAUGGCCUCCGUCUUGCCAUUCUCAUGUCCGGAGGCCAAGGAGUUCGCAUUCGCCUGUCCAGAAUGACUUUUGGGGAAAUGGUGGAACACUUUGCGGAAAGCAAUAUGUGCAAUGAGUGUGUGAAGUGAACGCAACGUUUGACCUGAUUUUGGAGGACUAGGCUUUUUGUUUUUCCUCAUUCGUGAGCCAAAUAAUCAAUAUACUCUACAAGAUUUUUAGCUCUGCCUUCUCAAGACCUUGACAAGCACAAACCUGUUACUAAUCUUCAGACAUCCUUUGUCAGUUCCUCUUUUAAAAGUGCGUUAUUUUUUUUUUUUUUGGAAGUGGUGUUAUUUAUUUCUUCUUUCGCAAGAGUUUUUGAAGGAUUCGGUUGGAAUGCUAAAACAUCUUUAGCGCGUUUUAGUUUGCCUCUGGUUGUCAGGUCUCAGGCCGUGUUCACAGUGUAAAGUGAUGUGAAAAAAAACAAACAAAAAAAAAAAACAUUGUAUGCAUAGCCUUGGUGUGUAAGGUUGCAAAUUAUCGUCUUGUUUUUAAGACAAAAGAAUGUUGAAACCCUCUGUAUUUCUAGUUACGCCCUCUCCUGAGUGCCAGUUGACUGUAGUCGUUCCACGAAGAUCCCGGAUAGGACUCGAAACGGCAGAGAUGGAGCGUUAGGGUCGUUUAAAGAAAAAAAAUGCACUGUAAAACGCUUAACUCGUGGUUCACUCGAUUCCAAAAAACAAACCUGAACGUUGUUCGGGGGAAAACUAUGAAAUAUUAGGUUUUUUUUUUUUUUUUGGUUCCCUAAGUACUUUAAUUAUAGGACUUUUAAAUAUAUAUAUUCAUGAGUCGUUUGUCCACUGAAUAGUCAUUGUAACUCAAUAGACACACUGGCUUUUUCGGGUAAAGGGACUCUCUUAAGAGAAUGUGAGUAUCUUGUGUUUGCGUGCCAGGUUUUAAAAAAAAGCCAUUGUAAUGAAUUUAAUCCACACUUUUGAUAAGUAAUCUAUGUAUACAUAUCUGUUCACUGGCAUAUAUUUUGAGUAUAACGGGGGAAAAAAAAUCACUCAGGGCCUCUCUGUAAUUGAAAAAUAAAGGAAAACAGUCCAUUUCAAAUGGGAUUGACGCCAUGGAGAUAUAUUUGGGUAUUCGGGGGUUGUUUUCCUCAGGCCAUGCAUAUUUAAAUGUAAUCAACUGAACUAAUAUUCCUUUUAUAAAUAGUGGUGAAUAUUAUUCCAUUAUAAGACCGGCAUGCAAAGAAAAAAAAAAAAAGAUGAAGUGACAUGUUGUAUCACGUGAGAAUAGGCUUUUCGUCACUGCAGCUGAUCAUUAGCGUAUGUUACUCGAACCUGUUUUCCAGCCGUUGCGUUUUUCCGUGUUCUUGUUCUUGAACCACACAUAAAGGUUGUAAUCCCGUUGAAAAACGUGCCACCGUGCACACUGUCCUACCUAGACCACUUCCAAGACUAUUCUUACAGUGUUUGCAUGAUUUAAGGAUUUAAAAAAAUGAAAAAAAGUCAAAAAAUCAAAUCUGUAUUUUCAGUGAAAGAUAUCUAGGGAGGGGUGGGCAAGUAUUUAAUUGUGCACAAUAUGCAUGCAUGUCUAACCAGGUCCCAACUGGUUUUUAGGUAGAUCUAGUUGGCUUUGGGUUCUGGGUGUAGGGGACUUUCUGCUCAGCUGAUAACUGCCAUGCACUGUACUGCACACAUUUGUAAUAGAACCGAAUGACUACAAGAUUUUAUUGUGCUUGUACUUGCAAAAGAAAAAGAAGAAAAAACUUUAAAGACUAAUAAUAUAGGAUGUUUAAAAUAACACGUUAAGCUUGAUGCCAGUGGGAAGACGGUGGCUUUUUGAAGUGGAAAAAUGUGUUUUGAUAGGCUCCUCACCACAUUUGUGCUUCUAUUGUUGCCUCAGUUACUGACACACUUGCCUGGAAUCUAGAAAAUGGAAAGCCAUAUAGUUAAAAGGUGCUAGAUAUUCAUUCUAUAUUUAGGUGUAAUGCUACAUUCACAUAAGAGAAUGCAAUAGUUUGUUAUGGGUCUCUAUUCAUACAGCAUGCAGUGCUAAUAGUACCCUCACGGUGGUCAGAAACAGUUAAUAACAUUAUCAACAGGGGUUUCAAUUAAGAAAACAAACAGAAAAAAAAGAUAACUAUUUAGCUUUACUUGUAUGUGCUGGUAGACCGUUUUAAAGGAUACUAUUAUUUUACUGCCUGAGUGAUCAGAUUCAAUACAUCUGCCUUAAAUCGAAGUAGUAGGAGGUUUUGUGGUGGUUAAAAAACACGGCGUUAUCACUCAUUCACCAAAACGGUCAGAAAUAUAUGUACCUGUUGUACGGUUCUCUCUACCCUGAGCAUCUGUAACUGGUAUGGUUUAAAAAUAAGUUGUUGAUAUACACGCAAGCACUUUUGCUUGGGGUAACCGGCUGUGGGUUAUUUCUAAUAUAUCCUUAUUUAGAUUUAUAAAGGAAUUUUUCACAAUAACCAAGAUUCCUUGAAAACCUCAGUGUUACCUGUAUUGAAUUACUAAAAAGAAAGAAAAAAAAAAAAACCUUAUGAGUUAUAAUGAUAAAUAGAAUCUUGUAGUCUUUCUGUGAUUCAACUAAUAAAUAAUCUCACAGCUUGUGUGGUGGAAAAUUGUGUUCCAAUAAGCAGCUAAAUACUUUAGGAUUUGUGAUUUGUUGAUCGCUCCAUAGACGCCACUGAUUGUUUACCAAUGAUUUCUUGCUGUGGUGGGAUAGUGGAUUGUUUACUGUUCUAUUCUCCUCCUGGCCCUCAGGGGUCAGUCAUUGCCUGAACUCCAGACUACCCAGCCAACAACAGGGCCAGGGGCAUGUGUUCUGUAUUAGGAAGAUAUUUUGCUUUGGUACUUGCACAUUUACAGUUACCUCAUUUUUGCCAUGUUUGUAUUUGAAAAAAGAAAAAGAAAAAAAAAAAAACAAUAAAAAAAAUGAAAUAAAAAAAGCUAAUAUAUAUUAUAUAUAGGAAAUGGUUCUUAAUGCUAUAAUUUUUUUUCAUUCCAUUGGAAUCAUUGUUUGUAGCAUUUAACAUAUAACUAGUUAUAGUGUAUUAUAAAUACAUCUGUAUACUGAUUGAAAUUUUUAAGAUUUGUACUUUUUUUAAAUGAAAGUUGCUAGUUCUGCUUUACUGAGUAGUGCAAUCAUAUUUUUUUUUAAUUGUGGCUAAUUGGAGAGGGUUGUUCACUAAUAAAUGUGUGAUGUAUACUCAUACUAAACUGACUAAAGUAAUCACUGCUUUAAACGUAUUGAGCAAUACAGAUGUGUUGCGGUUCAGUUACUUGUCUGAAGGUUUCUGUCUCUCAAAAGAGGUGAAUCUCAUAAAGAUUGUUCGGGUUAUUUUCUCCCCAUUUAAAAAAGCAAUAAAAAGCAAUAAACCUAAAUCAGAUUAGAUGGCGCAUGUUGAAUUUAAUGUGGAUGUAAACAAGGCUGUCUUUUCAAUGGCACACACUACAUAUUUUAGAAUUGUUUUACUGAGUUUUUGUCUGAAUGUAUUAUUGCGCGAAUGUAUAAGUUAUGCACUGCAUUUCUGUCACUCGCAGCCUUGUUUUCAUUCCUGUCAAAAAUUUAAUAUUGCACUACUCUGAGCAAGUUCUAUAAUAUGUUUUGUAUAAAACAUUACUCCACAAAAAUGUAUAUAUUGCCACCAUAUCAGUUAUAAGUCAGUAUCAGCCUCUUUUGUUGUUAAAUUUGUUUUAGGAAUAAA
This is a messenger RNA of Carassius gibelio (silver crucian carp), 6580 nucleotides long. It is a transcript of the gene rnf44, whose product is annotated as ring finger protein 44. The record is from RefSeq and is a predicted model, not a curated record. The transcript has 11 exons. Lineage: Eukaryota; Metazoa; Chordata; Actinopteri; Cypriniformes; Cyprinidae. Bases 526 to 1845 code for a protein of 439 amino acids.